GAAAUGGAUUAUAGGCUCUCCUUCUCUCUCUCUUAAAUCCUGAUUCAUAAAAAUUUCUUUUUCGAUCAAUCAAUCGAAACCAUGAGUUCAUUCAAAAACACUUCGAACUUUGACAAUCUUCUUCUUCAAAAUCUAAUGGGUAAGCUCCAAAUCCGACCACCAAACACUAAUCCUUCAUCAGCUCCCUUUUCGAACAAAACCCUUGAAGAUAUCCUUCUCGAAACUCUCUCAAACAUACCCGAUGAUAACGAGGAAGACGACCAGGACAAAACCCAGCUGGCUAAAGAAGAAUCCAAGGUCGAGAAGGAGAUUAUCCGAACUAUUCUCAGUGGUAAAAGCGAAACCCUAAAGCCAAAUUCCGGUCAGGCUGUUUCAAUUGGCGAGCAUUACAUAUGUGUUGGUUUUCACGAAGAACCCGAUUCGGAAUACAGGGUUUGGGAAUGGCAUGGCCACAUAAUGUUGUUUGAUGAUGAAGAUGGAUAUAUGCCUGAGUAUGUUUAUGGGAAUUACUUUGAACGAUUGGCCUUUAAGUCCCCUCCUGUUGUUGUUGGAAACGCAGAAGAUGAUGAUGAAAAGCUGGAGGAGGAGGAGGAGAAUAGGAGCAACUUGGGACUGAGGGAAUUGAUUGAAUCGGUUGAUUCAAGCAGCAAUCGAAUUCUUCACCGCAAUGUGAGUGCUGCUGGUUCUCCAAGGUUUUAAAUCGUUGAAGAACUCACAAUUAAACUUGCAGAAAACUGAAUAAAUAUUAUCCUGUUGUUCUUGGAGUUUCUUGAUACAUAUCAAAUACAUGUUGAAUUUGAGCUAUGAUUUCUAAAAUUAGCCAGUUUGGAUAUGUUUCAAUUUGUGUUGUUACCAUUUGGUAUGCCUUAAUAGUGUUCUUCCCAUAAUGAAUGUCUUAAGUAGUUAUCAUUUUGAUGAAUAUGAGUAAUUUCUUGGUGAGAACAAUCCAUAGAACAAAAUCCACUCUUAGUUCUCAAGUUUGAUUGUUCUUGUUAAAUCUGUGUUUAGUGUUUAUUGUGAUCUCUCUGGUUA
Messenger RNA from Impatiens glandulifera, 1032 nucleotides. RefSeq lists its product as uncharacterized. NCBI's taxonomy places the organism in Eukaryota, Viridiplantae, Streptophyta, Magnoliopsida, Ericales, Balsaminaceae. The coding region runs from base 82 to 699 and encodes 205 amino acids. The transcript has a single exon. The record is from RefSeq and is a predicted model, not a curated record.